CUGGCGGGCUCAGCUGCCGGGCGGUCGUGCGUCUCCACCUACACAAGGGCCGGACCGGCAGGCAGGCGAAGGAGACCCAGGAGCAAUGGGCGACUGGGGCUUCCUUGAGAAGCUGCUGGACCAGGUCCAGGAACACUCGACCGUGGUGGGCAAGAUCUGGCUGACGGUGCUCUUCAUCUUCCGCAUCCUUAUCUUGGGCCUGGCUGGUGAGUCAGUGUGGGGUGAUGAGCAGUCAGAUUUCGAGUGUAACACAGCCCAGCCAGGCUGCACCAAUGUCUGCUAUGACCAGGCCUUCCCCAUCUCCCACAUCCGCUACUGGGUGCUGCAGUUCCUCUUCGUCAGCACACCCACCUUGGUCUACCUGGGCCACGUUAUUUACCUGUCUAGGCGUGAGGAGCGGCUGCGGCAGAAGGAGAGGGAGCUGCGUGCACUGCCAGCCAAGGACCCACAAGUGGAGCGGGCACUGGCAGCUGUAGAGCAUCAGAUGGCCAAGAUCUCGGUGGCAGAGGAUGGCCGCCUGCGGAUCCGUGGGGCGCUGAUGGGCACCUAUCUGGCCAGUGUGCUCUGCAAGAGCGUGCUAGAAGCAGGCUUCCUCUACGGCCAAUGGCGCCUCUAUGGCUGGACCAUGGAGCCCAGGUUUGUGUGCCAGCGCGCACCCUGUCCCUACCUCGUGGACUGCUUUGUCUCGCGCCCCACGGAGAAAACCAUCUUCAUCAUCUUCAUGCUGGUGGUUGGACUCAUCUCCCUGGUGCUCAACCUGCUGGAGCUAGUGCACCUGCUCUGCCAGUACCUCUGCCGAGGGAUGAGGGCACGGCAGGACCGGGAUGCCCCCCCAGCCCAGGGCACCUCCUCAGACCCUUACUCUGACCAGGUCUUCUUCUACCUCCCUAUGGGCGAGGGGCCCUCGUCCCCACCGUGUCCCACCUACAACGGGCUCUCAUCCAGUGAGCAGAACUGGGCCAACCUGACCACAGAGGAGAGGCUGGCUUCUUCCAGACCCCCCCUUUUCCUGGACCCACCCCCACAUAGUGUCCAGAAAUCGCCCAGUCGCCCCAACAGCUCUGCUUCUAAAAAGCAGUAUGUGUAAGAGCCUGGGACUUUUGCCACUGAACAGAGGGACCCGGGGAAGUCUGGCUGCUUUGGAUGCGCUCUCCUUGGAGGCUGGGCAGAGAUGGCUGGGGUUGGGGAAAGUGAUACUUGCUGGCCAGAGGGCCUCAUUGCAGUUUGUUCACAAACACCUAGACCUUCCUGGGAACCAGAAGGCACCAAGGAUUCCCCUCUAGGGCAUGGCUUUAACUCAGCUUGGGGUGCUCUUGGUCAAGGGUGUUGUGGGCCCUCUGAUCUUUUUCACCUGGUCCAGAGGGACCCAGAACCAACUGACCCCACCCUCACCCUCAUGGAAGAUACACCUCUGCACAGGUUGUCGCCAUACCCUCUCCUCACAGGAAAAAACUGAUCAAAGCUGUGGGUCAGCCUUGAUCCACAGACGGACAUACCCUGUGCUAGCGUGGGCCUGGGGAUAGGUUGUGGGUCUGAAUCCGGCCUUGUUAAGGGAACUGGGGCCUUGUCCUCAUCACUCCUUCCCAGUUCCACUGUUUAUGCUUCUAAAAUAAACAGGACUUGAUCAUAAA
This is a messenger RNA of Choloepus didactylus (southern two-toed sloth), 1631 nucleotides long. RefSeq names its product gap junction protein alpha 4 (gene GJA4). Gene Ontology annotation, biological process: cell communication. The transcript has 2 exons. Gene Ontology annotation, cellular component: connexin complex. Lineage: Eukaryota; Metazoa; Chordata; Mammalia; Pilosa; Megalonychidae. The coding region runs from base 86 to 1087 and encodes 333 amino acids. The record is from RefSeq and is a predicted model, not a curated record.